Erigeron canadensis is the source of this 1067-nucleotide messenger RNA. RefSeq names its product abscisic acid receptor PYR1-like. The record is from RefSeq and is a predicted model, not a curated record. Gene Ontology annotation, biological process: abscisic acid-activated signaling pathway. The coding region runs from base 78 to 755 and encodes 225 amino acids. NCBI's taxonomy places the organism in Eukaryota, Viridiplantae, Streptophyta, Magnoliopsida, Asterales, Asteraceae. Gene Ontology annotation, cellular component: cytoplasm; nucleus. The transcript has a single exon. Gene Ontology annotation, molecular function: abscisic acid binding; protein phosphatase inhibitor activity; signaling receptor activity.
CACAUCAUUUUGCUUCAUAUCUAUUAUUAAUAGUAAUCCCCACAUAUCCUUCUGUCCCCCCUCCCUAAAUCCUUCCCAUGGACGACAAACCCGAAUCCUCUCCGGCUGCCGGCAACACCCUCUCACCACCACCACAACCCGUCGUGCCACCGUCACCACCACCGGGCCUAACCCAAGAAGAAUUCAACAACUUAAACUCAACCAUCAAAGAGUUCCACACUUACAAGCUAGUAAAACCAACAACACAAUGUUCAUCUUUACUAGCACAACAUAUCGAUGCACCCGCAGAUGUCGUGUGGUCCAUAAUUCGCCAAUUCGACAAGCCACAAUUGUAUAAACAUUUUAUCAAAAGUUGUAAAGUGACAACAACAACACAAGGAGAAGGAUCAACAUCGUCACAAAUAAUGAGACAAGGUUGUACUCGUGAUGUUGUUGUUAUUUCUGGAUUGCCAGCUGAUACUAGUACGGAACGUUUAGAUGUCCUAGAUGACUUGAGACGUGUGAUGGUCUUCACUAAUAUAGGUGGUGAACAUAGGUUAAGGAAUUAUCGUGCUGUCACAACCGUACAUGAGGUUUCUCCAAUCAAGACUAUUGUUUUGGAAUCCUAUGUUGUUGAUGUCCCCGAUGGGAAUACCGAGGAAGAUACUAGGUUUUUUGCUGAUACCGUUGUCAGGUUAAAUUUACAAAAGCUAGCCUCGGUUACUGAAGCCAUUGCAUCUGCUGGCAACGACCCUAACAAGGUUGUUGUCGGCUAAAUUGAAAGGUGAUAUUUAUCUUUCAAAUUUACUUUGAAUUAUUUGAUGAAAAGAAAUGAGAUGAUGAAGAAGAAAAGUGUUAUUUUCUUUUUAUUUAAAUGUCGAACAUUUCUAUUCUAUUAUUUUUGGUGGAAUUACAAAAAUGCACCUUGGUUGUUUAGUUGAAGUGACAUUCCAUUAUUGUCAAAUGCUAUGGUAUGCUACAUUGGGUGGGAUUGUUAUAGUCAAAGUUUGUUGUGUAUGAUGCUGUAAUGUCUCCUUAUAUCCAAUUGUUUCACAUUACGAUUUACAAAGAAUGGGUCAAUUAUUUUA